AUGUUGCCAUUUCCUCUGCCGUAUAGUGUUAUACCUCCGCCUCUCUCCUUUGUACUUUCGCAUUCACGACGAAUUGGGUUAUCGCACACCCUUCAAUAUGACCACCUGUUUCUUCUCCUACCCCUCAACUCUCUCUCCGAGUCCAUCUCCACACCAUUAAGCGCAACCCACCACCGCUACCACAACCACCACCAAAACCAAGUCAGCGACACCCACUCUAGCGCCGCCAUGCCACUCCACCAUCGUCCUAUACGUCACUCCAGUGUGAUUGGUGGAGAAAUCAGCAGAAUCAUCCCAACCAGGUUCAAAGUACCUUCUAAUUCACCAGGAACACACACUAACAUUGAGCAUCAGCUCUCUAUCUCUUUCUGGUCACUCAAACACCUUACCACCAUCGACAAAUGUCCUCUCUCUGAAAUUUGAAUUCUCUAAUAGCAUGAUGGACUUGGUCAUGGUAGAUUUUACAUUGAUUUGAUGGUUCAUCUCUUUGCAAGGUCAAUGAAUAACGGGUGGAAAUGGUAAAGUUAUAAACCAUGGCCUCAGAUAACCACAAGACGACAACCGAUGAUUUCAAGAAAAGAUGGCGAGAGAGGAAAGAAAUAAAUAAAAAUAAAAGAAAAAUAGAAUGAAUGCAAUAUAACAGCUUCUUCUUAUGAUGCUGGGCAAGUCAAUCUUAUUGUGCUGGGAAUUCAUGAUUCUGUUGACAUUAAUGUCAUUGUAUAUAUUUAUUCUUUCAGAGCUUCAGUCAUACUAAAAUAUUUCUUUAUUUUUAAGGUUUGUUAUGAUUUUAUAAUCAUUUAGGAAUAGAUUACUAUGAAAUGCAUAGGCUUUUUAAAUCCUAAAGGG
Molecule: messenger RNA, 846 nt
Organism: Lactuca saligna
Lineage: Eukaryota; Viridiplantae; Streptophyta; Magnoliopsida; Asterales; Asteraceae
Source: the annotation of a GenBank genome assembly